This is a messenger RNA of Gaeumannomyces tritici R3-111a-1, 219 nucleotides long. RefSeq lists its product as hypothetical. The coding region runs from base 67 to 219 and encodes 50 amino acids. Lineage: Eukaryota; Fungi; Ascomycota; Sordariomycetes; Magnaporthales; Magnaporthaceae. The transcript has a single exon. The record is from RefSeq and is a predicted model, not a curated record.
CGGAGACUCUCGGAGUUAUCCCCCAAAACUGCUCGUUCAAGUCGGCCGUCAAUGGCACCGCCCUAGAUGGCCGUCAACCCCUCGAGCAGCCCACCCUCGCUGGGGUGCCACUCGGCGGCGCACCGAGCGCAGGGCGCGGUGGGCUGUGCAGGCCUUGAGCCUGGCCACGGCGUCGUUGAUGAAGAAUAUGAGGAUCCUGACGGGCCUCUCCCUUGGUGA